Hevea brasiliensis (rubber tree) is the source of this 1326-nucleotide messenger RNA. RefSeq names its product BTB/POZ domain-containing protein At4g08455. NCBI's taxonomy places the organism in Eukaryota, Viridiplantae, Streptophyta, Magnoliopsida, Malpighiales, Euphorbiaceae. Gene Ontology annotation, cellular component: cytoplasm. The record is from RefSeq and is a predicted model, not a curated record. Gene Ontology annotation, biological process: regulation of proteolysis; proteasome-mediated ubiquitin-dependent protein catabolic process. Gene Ontology annotation, molecular function: ubiquitin protein ligase binding.
GUAAUAAGGAAUAUGAAAGCCAUCCCCAACUCACAGGGGCAAAGAACAACCAUAGAAAUUCCAACAAGAGUUUCAAGCAAAGGGAUCAAUCGAGAAAAAUUUUCCCUCUCUCAACAAAUAGAGAUUCUUUUUAUUUAAAUUCGAUUUCCAUGCACCUUAAAAUUAGGACACAAUAUAUAAUAAGAUAAAAAUGAAAAUUCUAAACAUUUAUAUAUUGAGUUGAUAACGAGGCAAGUUUUUCCCAAAUAGAAUAGUGUUUUUUUUUUUUUGGGUAGAAAAAUAGCUUUUUAAUCUCGGACGCUUCUGGAAGAAUCCCAGACGAUGAGAGGCCACCGGUGUGAGCAAUCCCGGGUGGAAACCGACACCGAUACGGAUUCCGAAACCGAAACUAUGCGGUGCAUUUCGUGCAAAGAGGAGUACGGGACGAUUGACGCCGGAACGUGCAAGGAGUGCUACGAGGAGGCUAGCGAGACCGAAGAAGAGCUCAAGAGAGAGAUCGAAGAUCUCAAAGCCAAAGUUGCCUUCUUGCGAUUCUGGUCUCCACUCGAUCACCACCACAGCAAUAGGUCAUUUGGACCAUGCUUCACCGACGUUGUUUUGGUCGCCUCCUCCGACAGUGGGUCAACAGGGUCCCCUGCGCCUGUCCCCGCCCAUAAGGCCGUUUUGGCUAGUCGUUCUCCGGUGUUUCGAGCGAUGCUUGAGAAUGAGAUGGAAGAAAGCCGAAGUGGCACCAUCAAGAUUAGUGACGUAUCAUAUGAUGCCCUUCGCUCAUUUGUCAACUAUUUAUACACUGCUGAAGCAUGCCUUGAUGAGCAACUGGCCUGCGACCUUUUAGUGUUGGCUGAAAAAUACCAGGUGAAGCAUCUCAAGAGUUGCUGUGAGAAGUUUUUGGUGUCCAAAUUGAACUGGGACAAUUCAGUCCCAAGCUAUGCCUUUGCGCACCAGCACAAUGCUAAGCAUUUGCUUGAAGCAGCAUUGUCAUUGAUCACAGACAACAUGGACAAGCUUACUAAAAGGGAGGAGUACAUGGAGCUUGUGGAGAGGGAUCCUCGGCUUGUAGUGGAGAUUUAUGAGGCUUAUCUCUCCAAACAAGUUAAUACGGCAGCAAAGGAUUCUUCCAUGAAGCCAUCUGCAGGUAUGGUUCUGUUGGUAUAUUUCUUUGAAUGCUGAAACUUUGCAGUGCAUUUGUUGGAAAGUGUCAAGGUGGCUGUUCUGGCAUGAGCAGCUAUGCAUAGUCAGGACAGAAUUAUAGUUAUUGAAAUUGUGUAAUGGCUCAAUGGAAUUUAAGUUCAAAGCUAUGGCAUUUUCUUCUUUCUUUUCCUUUCA